Molecule: messenger RNA, 222 nt
Organism: Suillus bovinus
Lineage: Eukaryota; Fungi; Basidiomycota; Agaricomycetes; Boletales; Suillaceae
Exons: 2
Coding region: 1-222 (73 amino acids)
Source: RefSeq, a predicted model, not a curated record
AUGACACUGCACAAUGCCCUGACGCUAGCAUUGGGCUUUGGCACAGUGAUGGGACAUGAGAUCCAAUCACCAAGUACCACGUCUUUGAAGGUGAUUACUGCUCUCGAGUAUGGCAACGACACGCUCUGGAGCUCUGGUCAUGCUCUCCCUCAGUCCAGGUACGCAGGUAUACCUCUCGAUUCUCCAGUCGAAGGAGGGUCUGUAUCAGGCACGCGGAUAUAA